GUUGCGUCUACUUCAUUCUCUCCCUCUCUUUUCUCGGUGGAAGAAUCUCAGUAUUUUGCAUAGAGAGAGAGAGAGAGAGAGAGAAGAGAGAGAAACGACUUAGUAUCGGAAGGAGGGACAAUGAGGCCUCAGAUCGUGUUGUUUGGGGAUUCAAUAACAGAGCAGUCCUUCAAACCGGGUGGUUGGGGUGCUUUUCUUGCUGAAACCUACUCUCGGAAGGCUGAUGUAUUAGUUCGUGGUUAUGGUGGGUACAAUACCAGAUGGGCUUUGUUCUUGUUGCACCACCUUUUUCCACUGGACUCUACAAAGCCUCCUGCUGUUACCACAAUUUUCUUUGGAGCUAACGACGCUGCUAUCUUAGGGAGAACAAGCGAACGACAACAUGUUCCUGCUGAAGAGUACAAGGAGAAUCUUAGAAAGAUGGUUCUUCAUUUGAAGGAACGCUCUCACACCAUGCUGGUUGUGCUUAUUAGUCCACCACCUGUGGAUGAGGAAGGGCGUAAUGAAUAUGCACGAUCUUUAUAUGGUGAAAACACCAGAGAACUGCCAGAGAGGACAAAUGAAGCAGCCGGAGUUCAUGCUAAGAAGUGCAUUGAACUAGCUAAGGAAAUGAGCGUGCCUUUUGUUGAUCUAUGGUCCAAGAUGCAGGAGACAGAAGGUUGGCAGAAGAAAUUCCUAAGUGAUGGUCUGCACCUGACACCAGAGGGCAAUGCUGUGGUCCACCAAGAACUCGUCAAAGUUCUUAAUGAUUCAUGGUUUUCUGCUGAAGAAAUGCCUUCUGAUUUCCCUCACCACUCGGUAAUUGACGGGAAGAACCCUGAGAAAGCUUUCCAGCAACAGUGCAUAUAAAAUUUUCUAUUUUACCCGAAUACAUCUCAAAUCUGUUUCUAGUGUGGUCAAAUUCUUGGAUUCCAAGAUUUUUUACUCUUCGGGCCCUUUAAGAAGUACUGCUGUCUUUCUAUACUGUAUACCGUAUUUCUCAAGCUGCUGUUGCCUUUGUAUAAAAUUUUAGUAUAAAUGGCAAACAUUGUAUACAUGAUUCAAUCAGCUUCUGGAAAUGAAUUCUGUUCUUGGAUAUAUAUAUAUAUAUAUAUAUAUAUUUUUUU
Molecule: messenger RNA, 1106 nt
Organism: Ziziphus jujuba (common jujube)
Lineage: Eukaryota; Viridiplantae; Streptophyta; Magnoliopsida; Rosales; Rhamnaceae
Product: GDSL esterase/lipase At5g62930
Exons: 6
Coding region: 121-849 (242 amino acids)
Molecular function (GO): hydrolase activity, acting on ester bonds
Source: RefSeq, a predicted model, not a curated record